Molecule: messenger RNA, 1188 nt
Organism: Drosophila guanche
Lineage: Eukaryota; Metazoa; Arthropoda; Insecta; Diptera; Drosophilidae
Product: trimeric intracellular cation channel type B
Exons: 3
Coding region: 42-902 (286 amino acids)
Biological process (GO): potassium ion transmembrane transport
Cellular component (GO): membrane
Molecular function (GO): identical protein binding; potassium channel activity
Source: RefSeq, a predicted model, not a curated record
AAGGAGGCAGCAGGGGACGGUGAGUGGGACAGCUGCUCGCGAUGAAUGCACAGCUGAUCCUCAGGCAGUUCCCCAAUCACAUCAUGUUCCGCACCCUCCACUACUCCCUCAUGGCCGAGCAGCUGCGGGAGGAGAUCGAGUCGCGGAGCGGGCCCAAGGGGAAGCGCAGAAGCUGCCUCGAGUGGGAGCCCUUUGCCCUGUGGCUGACCAACACGAUGCUCGUCUACGCGGGCGACAUCCUGGGCAACCUUCUGCUCGGCAAUCUGCCCCUGGAGCCGCUCUGCAACAGCGCCGACGUGCUCCUCAGCUCCUGCAUGUGGUACCUCAUCUUUUAUUGCCCCUUCGAUUUGGGUCACUCGGUGGCACGGACCGUGUUCUUUCGCAUCCUGGCCACGACCAUGUCGACCAUCAGCCAGGUGCAGCUCAUCGACAAGGGCGUCACUCUGGCCGGGAACAUCUAUGGCAAUGCCCCAGUGGCCAUGCUGGUCGUGGGCACCAUCAUGGGCAGUGGGGCAGAGCUCCUAAAGCCCGUGGCCGCGCUCCUCAUCAAUCGCUGCCAGCACAAUCAGAUGGCGCGCCUAAAGCUGACCAUUAACUCCAAGCUGGCGCUGGUCAUCUCCAGCCUCUUUGCCCUGCACAUCCACCAGAGUCCCCUGCUGUGCGGACUGACGCAGAACCAGCUGCAGGUCUACACUUUGGUGCUGGUAAACAGCUACAAAUACCUGUCCCUGGCCUACCGCACGGAGCACUUUGUGUGGCUGAUGGAGACCCGCGUGCGCUACACCUUCUUCGGCGGCCUCACGGCGGACUUGAGCAAGUUUUUUGAACGCCUUCUAAAGCCUGGCAAAAGGCGGAGGGAAACGUUUUCAAAAUUUGAUUUAAACCGUCGACGAUGGCGCUGAGAGAAUGUGCCACCAGAUGAAGCACUGAAGCUCUGUCCUCUCUGCUGGGACUGGGGCUACCGGGUGGAGGAGCCGGUAAGCGGCUUAGCCUUCCUCCCUGCCACUCGCCGCUCGCCACUCGCCACUUGCCACUUGCCACUCAGCCAAGCGAUGGAGACGCGACACGAGGCAGCAUGCUUUCCGCUUGAUCGGGUUACGCGUGGCAUGGGGCACAUGCUAAUCAGCUUAGGGGAGCAUCCACUCUCUGUACAGGGGGGAGCAGAGCGAAAUAUACUCCUCCAACCUA